AUGUCGAUGGUCAGCCUUCCGGGGUUGAGCAAGGCCUGGAAUCAACAGCAGCUGAAGAAAUCACAGUUUCUCACAAUCAGUACAUGUCCCAAGUUCCCACCUACUACAUGGGUCCAACGAUGGUUUCUCCAAAUGGAUAUUACUUGGUUCCGAUCCCUUCUCAAGGAACAGCGUAUCCGCAGCGUUUCAAUAUUUCGCCUACACAGAGUAACUCUACCCAAACAUCACCUACACCUGUUGGAAGGUUUCCUCUCCCUGGAUUGUAAACUCUAUGCUUCUUCAUUUAGGAUUUUGUUUGUUUGA
Molecule: messenger RNA, 303 nt
Organism: Blastocystis hominis
Lineage: Eukaryota; Bigyra; Opalinata; Blastocystidae
Exons: 1
Coding region: 1-303 (100 amino acids)
Source: RefSeq, a predicted model, not a curated record